AUGCAGUCAGAUUAUUUUUCAAAUAAGUCUACACUAAACUAUCAUUCAACUCAAUAACUAAGAGCUCAAAAGACAACAUCUUCAACUAUGUAUGCAGUUCCCUGUAUGAAUUGUGAAAAUCUAAUUCCUAUUAAUGAAAUUGAUAUUCACACUAUGAAAUGUCUAAGUGUUUCAAAAAGUGUCACUGCAGUACUUAAAUCUAAUAAAUUAUUGGAUGAAAUCAAUUUUAAAAUAUCAAAAUUGAGAGAAUCUAUUUUACAAUUAAAUCAAAAAGAAUCUAAAUAAGAUAAUAUUAAAUAUCUUAAUAGAGCAGAUGAAAUGUCAGAACAAAUCCUUAUUAUUUAAAAUACAAAUUAAAUUGAACUUCGUAAAUUACAAGAUCUUAAUUAAGAAUUGAAAACUAUUACUGAAUCUUAUAGAGGUUCUCUUGCUAUUGCUCUCUAUCUUGAAAGACUCCAUUCUCUUUCCUUAUAGAAAUAAACAUCAUUAGAAAAAGAAGUACGUACAUAAAGAAUUGAAACUCAAACUCAAAAAAUUAAUCUUAUCAAUUCCAAUAGCAGUAAUUACAAUACUUAAAAUAAUUACAAUAGUAUUUCAUCAUUUCGAUACCAAUAAUAAUCUGAAUAGAGUAGAACUUCUUAGUUACCUCUUCCUUCUUAAUUUCAAAGUCCUCCUUAUGGCAGACCUACUAUAAUUACUAAAUUUUCAGGUAGUCAAGAUAGAAAUCAAAUCAAUGAUAUCAAAAGUGAAAUUCUUACAAAGAUAUCUACAUCAUAAUUUGAUGAAAGUGAAAUUAAUCAAAAUGAACUUGAUCUUAAUAAUUCGAACUAAUAUAAUUAAUAAUAGAGAAUCUUUUAUUCAAAAUGUUUAGCUUAAAAAACUAAAUUACCUAAUAUUCAUCCAUCUCAAAAAAUACCUUUAUGUAUCUUACAUAAGGAAAUGUUAUAGAGAAAAAUUCCUACUGUUAUGUGGGAUAAAUUUAUCUUAGAUGCUCUAAAUAAUCCACAUUAAUAUCUUGAUAUGAAUAAAGUAUCAAAUCCUUAAGGACUUAAAAAUUAACUAAGAUCCAUGACUUAAGAACACUAAUUCAAACAAAGAAUUCAAAAUAUCUGA
Paramecium pentaurelia is the source of this 1113-nucleotide messenger RNA. The record is from the annotation of a GenBank genome assembly. NCBI's taxonomy places the organism in Eukaryota, Ciliophora, Oligohymenophorea, Peniculida, Parameciidae.